CCUUCUUCCCAGUCCUGCCCGUGACCUCCCCAUACCUUGUUGUUCCUCGGUUCCUGGAAGUGGGAAAGUGGUGGCCUAUGGGCUGAUCCCUGGAUGAGCUGUUCCCAGUCUCCAAGGCCUAGGUCCAGCUGACCCUGGGGGACCAGAUGCUGAAUGCCUCAGGACAUGCUCAAGGGCACAGCCAUUGUGAGAUCUGAGGAGGGCGUCCAGGAGGUUAUCUGCAAUGUGGCCCUGGGUGAUGAGAGUCGGGAGCAAUGGGAGAAUUUUACCUUUUACAGUAAGGGGGGCCGGGUCGAUGUUACAGGAGUGGUUAGUGGCCAUGACACAGGGAGAUUAAGGCAAAGGGGUGAAGCCUUACAGGCUCAGUAGGAGGAGAUGGGAAGAGUGUGGGUGGGAAGAGUGAAUAGCAGAUGAAGCAGAGCGUGAGUGGCCAGGGUGUCAGGUUAGAGAAGCUAGGAUACUCCAUAGGCAAAGAGGUGGGUGGAGGACGAGCCUUGAUCAAUAGGGGGGCAUGGUCAGCAAACUACUGGACAGUGGUCCAUCUUUAGGCUUCCCGGGGCUCAACCUGUCUCUGAGCCAGUUCAGCGUCCCUGAAGGGACUACCGUGAAUGUGACUUGUGCAGCCGGGGCCCGAGUCCAGGUCAUGCUGGAUGGUGUUCCGGCCACAGCACCAGGACAGCCAGUCCAGCUUCAGCUAAAUGCCACCGAGAAUGAUGACAGGCACAGUUUCUUCUGCAGUGCCAUCCUGGAAGUGGAUGGGGAGUUCUUGCACAAGAAUACCAGCGUCCAGCUGCAUGUCCUGUAUGGUCCCAAGAUUGACACAGCCAAACGUCCUCAGAGCUUGAUGUGGAAAGAGAGGCCUAUCUAUGUCCUGCAAUGCCAGGCCCGGGGCAACCCGGACCCCCAGUGUUUGCAGGAAGGCUCCAGCCAACAGGUACCCGUCGGGACCCCAUUCCUCGUCAAGUUAAACCAUAGAGGUACCUAUUACCUCCAGGCGACUACUCUCCGAAUACACACAACCUGACUGUGGUGAUUAACGUUCAAGGUGAGCCAACGCAAGGCCUUGGGUCAAGAUGGGAAAAUU
Molecule: messenger RNA, 1084 nt
Organism: Talpa occidentalis (Iberian mole)
Lineage: Eukaryota; Metazoa; Chordata; Mammalia; Eulipotyphla; Talpidae
Gene: ICAM3
Product: intercellular adhesion molecule 3
Exons: 2
Coding region: 512-1024 (170 amino acids)
Biological process (GO): cell adhesion
Molecular function (GO): integrin binding
Source: RefSeq, a predicted model, not a curated record